Morone saxatilis (striped sea-bass) is the source of this 1837-nucleotide messenger RNA. RefSeq names its product importin-8-like. Lineage: Eukaryota; Metazoa; Chordata; Actinopteri; Moronidae. The record is from RefSeq and is a predicted model, not a curated record. Gene Ontology annotation, biological process: protein import into nucleus. Gene Ontology annotation, cellular component: cytosol; nuclear envelope. Gene Ontology annotation, molecular function: small GTPase binding.
UGGACGCACUGGCCGGAAGUUGCGUGUGUGUGUAACUCCCGGUGGUUUGACAAAGGAACCGUGGAAUUGAACCCAUAUGGAUCCCAACCGGAUAAUCCAGGCUCUGAAGGGGACCAUCGACCCCAAUCUGAGGAUAGCGGCGGAGAAUGAACUCAAUCAGUCGUACAAGAUCAUCAACUUCGCCCCGACCCUGCUCCAGAUCAUCGUCUCGGAGCAGGUGGAGUUUCCUGUUCGCCAGGCAGUGCAUCCCACUGUUUGUGGAGGCCGUUCUGGAGCGUUUGAUGAGGGGGGUGAAGUCCAGCGAGCUGAGGACCAUGUGCCUGCAGGUGGUCAUUGCUGCUCUGUACUACAACCCAGCCCUGCUCAUCCACACGCUGGACAACAUGCACUUCCAGCACAACCCACAGCCCAUCACUGCCCACUUCAUCAACCAGUGGAUGAACGACACCGAGUUCUUCCUGGGGCUCCAUGACCGUAAGAUGUGUAUCAUCGGCCUGAGUGUGCUGAUGGAGCUGCCCAGCCGGCCAGCAGUGCUAGAGGGAGUCGCCGCCCAGAUCGUCCCCUCCAUCCUGCUCCUGUUCCUGAGCCUCAAACACCUCUACGCCUCCCGCCUUGUCAACAAGCCGGACCUGCUGGCCCGCGCAGGGGCCCAGGAUGAAGACCAAAACGAGGAGAUUCCCAGUGAUGAAGAUGAAGUUAACGAGAACCGCAACGCCAUGCAGGAGCAGUCCAGCAUGCCGUCAGGGCAGGGCGGCGAUGACGACGACGAAGACGAAGACGACUACUGGGAUGAUGAGGGCUUUGAGGGAACGCCGCUGGAGGAGUACAGCACACCCCUGGACUACGACAACGGGGAGGACGAGUAUCGCUUCUUCACCUCCGCCCUCCUCCGGGUCCAGAACACUGACGCUGCCUGGUACCAGUGCUUGACGGCUCCGCUCAGCGACGACCAGAAGAAACAGCUGCAGGAGAUCUACAGCAUCUCGCAGCAGAGGAGGAGCACCGCCGCCAAGGGCCAGUGAGCACUGAGGAGACAGACGGACCGCAGAACCAGAUGAGGGGGAUGAAGAAGAGAGGAGCUGGUCUGACCUGACCUGAAGUGGAUUUCAGUCUAACCUGAAUUAUCUCAGUCCAGAUCAGACCAUAUCAGACUUAAUGGAUCCCACCAAAACCAGGUCCCAGGGGUGCCAUCAGAACUGGAAGGAGUAGCAGGGGCUGGGUUGGCAUUAUAGCAGUUUGGGACCUGGUGCACUGUAAAGAGCCCCUACUGGAAUAUUCCUAUCACCAGGACAGGACCGCUGGCCUGUGUGCGUGUGCGUGCGUGUGUGAAUGUGUGUGUGCUUGUGUGUGAGAUUCCAGAGAAAGGUCUGCAUUAUAAAUAUAAAUGUCCUUGACCAGCAAAAUUUGUUAAGUUCUUGUACAGUGCAGUCCUUUGGUCUGUGACUAAGUAACUGUGUUUGCGUGUGUGUGUGUCUGAGAAACUGUAAGAAAUAAAAACACAUCAGAGUGUGUGUUUGUACGUACUGUAAACGCUUGUCUUUGUCCCUCUAUAGUUAACACUUUUUAUCAUCUCAUGAAGCGAGAGCCUAUGAGGAACAAGAAGAGCCCCAUUUCUGUCCGGGUGCCUUGUAUACAGACUGCUGAUGGAUGAGAAGGUCAGAGGUAAAAGACUUGUGGCCUUUGGCUACGACAUCACCCAUAUGAAAUGUAAAAUGGAGAAGGGAUUCCGGGAGAAGCAAUUUUUUUUGUCUUUCCGUUUGUCCCUAGAUUUUGUUUUUGUAACAGUUUUCAGAACUAAUUUAAGAAAAUCAUAAAACGUCACGUAACAUUUUUCUGA